AUGGCAGACUCCUCAACUUGUCUUCCUCUAGUCCCCCAGUCGGUCACAGACGCUCAUACCAAAAUCAAAGAGCAUAUACACCGGACUCCACUCCUCACCUCGAAAACAAUCAACGAUAUUGCAUCGUCCCCAGACCCUGCGAUCUAUUUAUCCGACUCUAUCGCCAAUCCCAGCAAGCCUUUUGACUCGGAACACACCGAUGGCGUGCCCAAGUUCAAUCUCUUCUUCAAGUGUGAAAACUUUCAACGGAUCGGCGCAUUCAAGGCUCGAGGGGCUUUCUACGCCAUCACGAGACUGAUCGACACCAUGACUUUACCGGUCCUUCGCGAGAAGGGGGUCAUCACCCAUAGCUCGGGAAACCAUGCACAGGCACUGUCGUUGGCAGCCCACACAUUCAAGGUGCCUUCCUACGUCGUGAUGCCUCAAAUCAGCACGUCAAGCAAGGUCUUGGGUGCCAAGCGGUACGCAAAAGAGGUCAUUUUCUCGGGAAGCACGAGUCACGAAAGAGAGGCGGCCAUGGCCCAGGUACAGGCAAGAACAGGAGCAAUUUUUGUCCCGCCUUUUGAUCAUCCUGACAUCGUGCUCGGCCAAGGGACGGUGGGAAGGGAGAUGUCGGAACAGUUUCAGGAGCUACUGGUAGAUGAGAAGGCACAGUUGGAUGCAGUCCUCUCCCCUAUUGGUGGCGGUGGGCUGCUGGCCGGGAUUGCGACAUGGUUUAGCGACAAAGAGACGACAGUGUUUGGUGCAGAACCUAGCUUUCAAGGAGCAGAUGAUGCGAAAAGGGGACGCCGUGCUGGUAGCAGGAUCACCAGCGUCCGGAGCUUAACCAUCGCAGACGGGCUGAGAAUGCCGGUGGGAUUGGUGAAUUGGGAAAUUGUCCGGGACAAGAAGAAGGUCGAAGAGAUCUACAGCGUAAGUGAGGACGAGAUCAAGAUGACAAUGAGGCUCGUGCUGGAGCGGAUGAAACUGGUCGUAGAGCCGAGUGCCUGUACGACGCUCGCUGUAGUCCUCUUCAACCCUGACUUCAGAAGACUGGUUGCGGAGAGCCAGAACGGGCGGCCGUGGAAUGUAGGGGUUGUAUUCAGCGGUGGAAACACCACGGUCAAGAUAAUCAGUACUUUGUUCGCCGACGAUGAUGCGAGCCCCAAAGAAAAGAGCUGA
This is a messenger RNA of Capronia epimyces CBS 606.96, 1161 nucleotides long. Its product is annotated as threonine dehydratase. Gene Ontology annotation, molecular function: L-serine ammonia-lyase activity; magnesium ion binding; D-serine ammonia-lyase activity. The transcript has a single exon. The coding region runs from base 1 to 1161 and encodes 386 amino acids. NCBI's taxonomy places the organism in Eukaryota, Fungi, Ascomycota, Eurotiomycetes, Chaetothyriales, Herpotrichiellaceae. The record is from RefSeq and is a predicted model, not a curated record. Gene Ontology annotation, biological process: L-serine metabolic process; D-serine biosynthetic process; pyruvate biosynthetic process.